This is a messenger RNA of Volvox carteri f. nagariensis, 2556 nucleotides long. RefSeq lists its product as uncharacterized. Lineage: Eukaryota; Viridiplantae; Chlorophyta; Chlorophyceae; Chlamydomonadales; Volvocaceae. Gene Ontology annotation, molecular function: protein binding. Gene Ontology annotation, cellular component: peroxisomal membrane; cytosol. The transcript has 15 exons. Gene Ontology annotation, biological process: protein import into peroxisome matrix, docking. The record is from RefSeq and is a predicted model, not a curated record. Bases 1 to 2556 code for a protein of 851 amino acids.
AUGUCUUCCUUACGGGACCUUGUUGCCGGCUCGGAUAUGUGUACACCCAGCGAUGGUGCUGGGCCAUCGAAUGCGCUGGGCGGACUUGUCAACACGCUUCUGGGCGGAGCUGGAAAAACGCAGGAGCAGCUUCGGGAGCUGCCGGGUAUGGGCCCCGGUGUUGCGGGCCCCAGCACCUUCGCUCGCCACGUCCAUACCCCUGCGGAGCUAGCAAUGGCGGGUCCCAGCGGCUUACAGGUCCCGGGAUUGGGCCCGCCACGAAUGGAUGCAGCAGCUGCGGAGUCCUUCCUUCAGGGUAUCCAUGGGGGACCCUCUGCCGCCGCGGCGGCGGCUGCAGCCCCUGCGGAAUGGGACGCCAUCUUUCAUGGUCAGGAGGCUCGUGUCCCGGGGCCUAUUGUGCUGGCGCCCCCAGCGCCGCCACUAGCGCCGACGGCUGCAGGGGAGCUGAUGCCCCGGGGGCCACCCCCCAUGCUGGCACCUCACUUUCAGCUCACGGUGGCGGAUAAGGUCCGCAUCCGGGACCGCGCCACUAUCAUGGCUCGGCACCUGUACGCCGACCAAGGGGACAAAUUUGCGGAUAUGCAGGUUGGCCACCUGCUGGCCUCCCUCCGGAUAGAUCCUCGAGAGCUGCCCGCGCAGCUGAACCACGUGCACCAUGCAGACUGGCACGAAGCCUGGCGGGCCGCGGCCACCGGCGCGCCGCCGCCGUCAGCGUCGGCGGAGCUGGCGGCGGCGUCUGCGGCGGCGGCAGCAGCAGCACAGCUCCCGGGGGGCCCAGGCCAGUGGGACGCGAUUUGGGAGCAUCGGCAUGGCCCGGGGGCGGCGGCGCAGGGUCCUGCCAGCCUUCUACGACCGCCGUCUACCGGCUGGGCGAACGAAUUCGCACAAGCACAGGCGGUGCCGCCACCAGCGGCCUGGGCGGCGGAAUUCACGGGCACCGCCGCCGCCGCCGCCGCUGCGGUGCCAGCCGACUCCGCCUCGACUUGGGCCGCUGAUUUCAAGCAGGAACAAGAGCAGGCCACGGCGGCCGUGGCUUCGGACGAUCGGGCGUCACAGGCGACCCGUGGGUCGGUGGACACGCGCGCGACGUCGGCGGCGCUGGCGGCCGUGUUGAGUCAGGCUUCCGACCCCAAGAUGCGCAACUCCAAGUUCCUGCAGUUCGUGAGCAAGAUGAGCAAGGGCGAGCUGAUCUUGGAGGAUAAUAAGGUUGUGGAGCGAGGCCCGGAGGCGACGACGUCUUGGGCGGCGGAAUUUGGGCAGCAGCAGGGUACGGCACCUCCAGCGGCAUCUCAAUGGGCGGCGGAGUUUGGGCAGCAGCAGGCUGUCGAUGCGGGUCCCGCUACCAGCGGUCCGGCUGCUGCUGGUGCCGUCCGAGGUGGCGACUGGGUUGAGGAGUUUGCUCGCGGCGUGUCCGACCUCCGUUUGGAUGAGGGCCUGGAUGCGGCCACUGGUGCCCAGUUGGAGGCGGCCUGGCGGGAGGGGGAAGAGGAGGAGGGGAUCGCCUGGUGGGAGGACCGGGUGGAUACGGCAAAAGACAGGGACGAAGAACGGCAGUUUGAGGAGUGGGAGCGUCUGUACGGCCACGGCGCUGUGGAGGAGAGCUUCGGACUGGGGGGUACACAUACGUACGAGCGUGCUGGUCCCGGGGAGUACGUGUUUUCUGAGAGCAACCCCUUUCUGGGGGACCCGGAGGCGCAACAGAAAGGCAAGGAGCUGUUCAGACGCGGAGUUCUCAGUGAAGCGGCACUAGCUCUGGAAGCCGAGGUUCGUGCCCAUCCGGAGAAUGCGGAGGCGUGGCGGCUGCUUGGGACGGUGCAUGCGGAGAACGACGACGACCGUCAGGUGGUAGUGGUGGUGGUGAUAGUGGUGGUGGUGAUAGUGGUGGCGGCUAUCGCCGCCAUGAUGCGCGCCCACUCAGCCGACCCACGGGACCCUGAGGUGCUGUUAGCGCUGGGUGUGAGUCAUACCAACGAGCUCUCCCAGUUGGAGGCUGUACGGCACCUGAGGUCCUGGCUGGCGGCCCAGCCGGCGUAUAAGGCCCUGGAUGCGGCGGCGGGGGAGGCCCCGGACAGCAGUCAGCGACUAACACACGUGAUUCGCAUCUUCGAGUCCGCAGCCGCCCAAACGCCGUCCGAUCCCGAGCUUCAAGUGGCAUUAGGUGUACUGCACCAUUUAGGACGACAGUACGGCCCCGCCGUACAAGCCUUCCAACGCGCCCUGGAGCUACGUCCCUCAGACUACAGCCUUUGGAACAAGCUGGGGGCUACGCUCGCCAAUAAUGGCCGGAGUGGCGAGGCCCUGGCGGCUUACCAAAAGGCCCUAGAUCUGAAGCCCAACUACAUGCGCGCCUGGACCAACAUGGCCAUCUCCUUCGCCAACCUCGGAGACUACGACCGCUCGGCCGCCUUUUACGUCCGCGCACUGGGCCUCAACGCCUCGGCCGAGCACGUGUGGAACUAUAUGCGUGUGGUGUUGACGUGUUCCGGUCGGAUUGAUCUGUUGGAGGCUGUGGAAAGCAAGGACCUGGCGGUGCUGCAGGAGGCAUUUCCCCUGUAG